AAAACUUCAACGACUUCAACAGUCACUGUGCAAUUUGUCCUAACCGACGAUUUUUGUAAGUGGGUUUUUUUGGGUAUAAAUUAAUAAUCAUGUCGUCGAGUGACAGAUUAAUUUUAAGUAUAAGUACACAAAUAGAAUCGGUUAAAGUUGCAGAUGGCCGAAAAGGUUAUGAAGCUCUGUCUCAUAUUUUAACAAAGAACUUAGAAUUAAAUAAUCCGGAUGAUGUGUGGUCGAAGUUAUUUAAUUCUAUCAACUUUUGUCUGCAACAGGUUUGCGCCAUAUUGUGCAUUUGAAAAUAAAUAUCCUGAACAAUUGAGCCAUGCUGAUGGAAAUUCAUUUGUAGAACUUCUUAUUAACGUUAAGGAUUCAUGUUCAGUAUCAGAUCACUUUGAUUUAUUAAGCAAUUGUGUGGAAGCAUUCGUUGAAUUAGUGAUCUUCACCACUGUUGAAUAUACAGAAAAAUGGUUUAAAUUAUUUGAAAUGACUUGCAGAAAUGUUAUUUGUCUAGGAUAACAAGAAUCAAUAGUCAGUUCUUGUUGUAGAAUUGUCGGUGAAUUCGUACUUGAAUGUUUAAACUUUAAAAACAUUCGAGUACGAAUUCACCGACAAUUCUUAAACUUUACUUCAACUUAAACUUUAAACGAACCAAUUUUAAUGGACAGAUUUUUGAAAUCGACGUUGUUAAAUAAACCAAAAUAUCAUCCAACAACUUUAAGCUUUCAUGUUUAAAAGUGAUGAAAGCUUGAAGUUGAUGGAGGAUAUUUUGGUUUUGAUGUUGGUGAAUGAUGGCUCAGAGUUGUGUGAAUUCUGUAUGAAACUUCUCAACACUAAUUUAAACCUGGAUCUAUCAACAUUAGUAAAGAUCUUAAAAUUUGUUGUCCCCAAUGGUUGCAAGUGCUCCAAACUUGCCAUUGAGCUUCUUAAAUUUUUAUCAAACGUUAGGAAGUUAUAUGGUGUAAAUUGUAUUAAAACAUCUAAACAUUUGCAAGAAGAAAUAUUCAGUUUAAUAAUUGCCAUAUGCUAUGAGAUUCCAACAAAUUUUCCACAAACAUUUUGCGCAUUUGCAAAUGAUAUCACACCAAAGUUGUUAUUGUUAUGAUUCUUCGGAUGGAAAUAAUUAAAAAAAAG
This is a messenger RNA of Ctenocephalides felis (cat flea), 1128 nucleotides long. RefSeq lists its product as uncharacterized. The record is from RefSeq and is a predicted model, not a curated record. The transcript is spliced from 6 exons. Lineage: Eukaryota; Metazoa; Arthropoda; Insecta; Siphonaptera; Pulicidae. The coding region runs from base 722 to 1099 and encodes 125 amino acids.